This is a messenger RNA of Lates calcarifer (barramundi perch), 5301 nucleotides long. It is a transcript of the gene top2a, whose product is annotated as DNA topoisomerase II alpha. The transcript has 35 exons. The record is from RefSeq and is a predicted model, not a curated record. NCBI's taxonomy places the organism in Eukaryota, Metazoa, Chordata, Actinopteri, Centropomidae. Gene Ontology annotation, cellular component: nucleus. Bases 152 to 4885 code for a protein of 1577 amino acids. Gene Ontology annotation, molecular function: DNA binding; DNA topoisomerase type II (double strand cut, ATP-hydrolyzing) activity; ATP binding. Gene Ontology annotation, biological process: DNA topological change; sister chromatid segregation; resolution of meiotic recombination intermediates.
UAGGUUUUGAAUUUUCGAACUGGGUUCUCGAUUAACUCAGCUCCGUUUCCGUGCAGUUAGGCAGCAGUUUUUGUUGUUUGGUUUUAGUUAGUCUUAAACGUUGUGUUUAAAUUAUUACAAGCGCUAGGGUUUGGCGGUAAAUAUAAGAAGAAUGGCUGAACCACUGAAGACCUUCUUUGAAAACAACCAAAAUACUAAGAAAGAUCCGAAGCGGCUGUCAGUGGAGAGGAUCUAUCAGAAGAAGACGCAGCUGGAGCACAUUUUGCUUCGACCGGACUCCUACAUAGGCUCUGUAGAGCCUGUCACCCAACAAAUGUGGGUGUAUGAUGAGGAUGUUGGACUGAACUGCCGUGAUGUGACGUUUGUGCCAGGGCUUUACAAGAUUUUUGACGAGAUCCUUGUAAAUGCAGCUGACAAUAAGCAGAGGGAUAAGAGCAUGUCCUGCAUCAAAGUCAACAUUGAUGUUGAAAACAACACCAUCAGUGUAUGGAAUAAUGGCAAGGGUAUUCCUGUGGUGGAGCACAAGGUGGAGAAGGUCUUUGUGCCUGCCCUCAUCUUUGGACAGCUCCUCACCUCCAGCAACUAUGAUGAUAAGGAGAAGAAAGUCACCGGUGGACGCAAUGGAUAUGGUGCUAAGCUUUGCAAUAUCUUCAGCACAAAGUUCACUGUAGAGACUGCCUGUAAAGAGUCAAAGAGGACUUUCAAGCAGACUUGGUAUGACAACAUGGGCAGGGCAGGGGAUGCUAGCAUCAAACCCUUUGAUGGCGAGGAGUUCACUUGCAUCACCUUCAGGCCUGAUCUGCCCAAGUUUAAGAUGAGCAUCUUGGACAAAGACACAGUGGCUCUGAUGACCAGGAGAGCCUACGACAUUGCUGGAUCCACCAAGGGUGUCCGUGUGUUCUUCAACAGCAAGAAGUUGCCAGUUUCGGGUUUCCGCAGCUAUGUGGACAUGUAUCUGAAGGACAAGGUGGACGAGCAAGGCGAAACCCUCACCGUGAUCCAUGAGAUCGUCAGUGAGCGCUGGGAGGUCUGCCUCACCAUGAGUGAGAAAGGUUUCCAGCAAGUCAGCUUUGUCAACAGUAUUGCCACUACCAAGGGAGGGAGGCACAUUGACUAUGUGGCUGACCAGGUGAUUGGGAAGCUUAUUGAAGUGGUGAAGAAGAAGAACAAAGCUGGUGUGGUUGUCAAGCCUUUCCAGGUGAAGAACCACAUGUGGCUGUUUGUCAAUUGCCUGAUUGAGAACCCCACCUUUGACUCUCAGACCAAAGAGAACAUGACACUGCAGCAAAAGAACUUUGGGUCCACCUGUUCUCUCAGUGACAAGUUCAUUAAACAGGCCACAUCCUGUGGGAUUGUGGAAAGUAUCAUGAACUGGGUGAAGUUCAAGGCUCAGUCUCAACUGAACAAGAAAUGCUCAGCUGUCAAACACACAAAAAUCAAAGGGGUGCCAAAACUGGAUGAUGCCAACGAUGCAGGUGGGAAGAACUCCAUGGGCUGCACACUGAUCCUUACUGAGGGAGACUCAGCCAAGACACUGGCUGUGUCUGGGCUGGGAGUUGUCGGCAGAGACCGCUAUGGCGUCUUCCCUCUUAGAGGAAAAAUGCUCAACGUCCGGGAAGCCUCACACAAACAGAUAAUGGAGAACGCUGAGAUAAACAACAUCAUUAAGAUCCUUGGUCUUCAGUACAAGAAGAACUACAGUGACCCAGACUCCCUCAAGACUCUGCGUUAUGGCAAGAUCAUGAUCAUGACAGAUCAGGAUCAAGAUGGCUCCCACAUUAAGGGCUUGCUGAUCAACUUCAUCCACCAUAACUGGCCGUCACUGCUGCGCCAUAACUUCCUGGAAGAGUUCAUCACCCCCAUCAUCAAGGCCUCAUACAAGAAAACUCAGCUGUCUUUCUACAGUAUCCCUGAAUUCGAUGCAUGGAAGGAGAGCCAGCCCAACCACAAAUCUUGGAAAGUCAAAUACUACAAAGGUUUGGGAACCAGCACAUCGCAGGAGGCCAAGGAGUACUUCUCUGAUAUGCAGAGACACCGUAUCCCAUUCAAGUACUCUGGACCUGAAGACGAUGAAGCUAUCACCCUUGCCUUUAGCAAGAAGAAAGUGGAUGAGCGUAAAGAGUGGCUGACCAACUUCAUGAUCAACAGGCGCCAGCGCAGGGAGCACAACCUGCCUGAGGAGUACCUGUAUGGUCAGUCCACUAAGUCCCUCUCCUACAAUGACUUUGUCAACAAGGAGCUGGUACUUUUCUCCAAUUCUGACAAUGAGAGGUCAAUUCCCUGCCUGGUGGAUGGCCUGAAGCCUGGCCAGAGGAAGGUGUUGUUCUGUUGCUUCAAGAGAAAUGACAAGCGGGAAGUGAAGGUGGCCCAGUUGGCUGGCUCAGUGGCUGAGAUGUCCGCCUACCACCAUGGAGAGGUCUCUCUGAUGAUGACUAUUGUUGGUUUGGCCCAGAACUUUGUGGGAAGCAACAACUUGAACCUGCUUCAGCCUCUGGGUCAGUUUGGAACCAGGUUGCAUGGUGGCAAGGACUCUGCCAGUCCUCGAUACAUCUUCACCAUGCUCAGUCCUCUGGCCCGCCUUCUUUUCCCAUCCAUGGACGACAAUCUGCUCAAGUACAACUACGACGACAACCAGCGUGUAGAGCCAGAGUGGUACAUACCCAUCAUCCCCACUGUGCUGGUGAAUGGUGCCGAAGGUAUUGGCACAGGCUGGGCCAGCAAGAUCCCAAACUAUGACAUACGAGAGAUCAUCAGCAACAUCUACCGUAUGCUGGACGGCGAGGAGCCUCUGCCCAUGCUUCCAAGCUAUAAAGGUUUCAGAGGCACAAUUGAGCAGGUGAUGGACAAUCAGUACAUGAACAAUGGAGAGGUCGCCAUCAUUGAUUCCACCACCAUUGAGAUCUCUGAAUUGCCAGUCAAAUCUUGGACACAGUCCUACAAGGAGAAUGUGCUGGAGCCAAUGCUGAAUGGCACAGAGAAGGUCCCUCCUCUGAUCACAGACUACAAGGACUACCACACUGACACCACCGUGCGCUUUGUGGUCAAGAUGACAGCAGAGAAGCUGGCUGAGGCAGAAGCUGCUGGCCUCCAUAAGGUCUUCAAACUGCAGAGUCCCCUCACCUGCAAUUCUAUGGUUCUGUUUGACCAUGUGGGCAGCCUGAAGAAGUAUGAGUCUGUGCAGGAUAUUCUCAAGGACUUCUAUGAGCUGAGAAUGAAGUACUACGUGCUGAGAAAGGACUGGUUGGCCGGCAUGCUGGGGGCAGAGAGCGCUAAGCUCACAAAUCAGGCCCGCUUCAUUCUGGAGAAAAUCCAGGGCACCUUGGUCAUUGAGAACAAGCCAAAGAAGGAACUGAUCCGCAUGCUGCAGCAGAUGGGCUACGACUCUGACCCAGUCAAGGCUUGGAAACAGGCUCAGGAGAAGAACGAGGAGGAGAUGGAGGAUGAAAACGAAGAGGAAAAGACGGAGGAGGACACCAGUGGGCCUGACUACAAUUACCUGCUGAGCAUGCCCAUGUGGUUCUUGACCAAAGAGAAGAAGGAAGAGCUGUGCAAGCAGAGGGAUGCGAAGUUAACAGAGCUGAACACCCUGAAGAAGAAGAGUCCAGCAGACCUGUGGCGGGAAGACCUUGCUGCUUUCUCUGAGGAACUGACGCGCGUUGAGGCAAAAGAAAAGGAGAACACCUCCAUGCCUGCUGGAAAAGGGGCUGGAAAAGGCAAAGCAGUGAAGGUGAAGCAGGAGACUCUGCCCACGCCCCAGGGUCGCCGCGUUGUCCCACGUGUUACAAGCACCAUGAAGGCUGAAGCUAACAGGAAAGCUGACCUUAAGAAAGGAGAAGGCAAGAGGGGCAAGAAAAUAAAGAGUGAAAAUGUAGUGAUGAAGAUGGAGUUUGGAGAAGCAGAGAGUGCAGAGCCAAGUGAGGAGCUUGGUUUGGUGGCACGAUUGAGCAAGAAAACCAAAACCCAAGCAAAGGAGAAAGAUGAAACAUACUUCUCUGCAGCAGCAUCAAAGACAGGCAAGCAGACCACUCUUCACUUCAAGCCUGUUACCAAGAACCCCAAGAAAAACCCAUGGUCAGAUGAAGAGGCAGUGUCUGGCAGUGAAAUGGAGACAGAAGAAGUGGUUGCCCCCAGGGAACGUGUUGAACGCAAAACUAAAGGCACGGUGACGUACAGCGUUUCUGACAGUGAAGAUGAAUUUGAUGACUGGGGCAAGAAGGAUGCUCCAAAACGGAAAGCUGUUAUCAGUGACGAUGAUACCAGCUUUGCCCCAGAGCCCAGCGCAGUGGCUGACAGCGACAUGGACUCUCCAGCCCCACCUCGCAAAGAACCCGCGAAGAAAGUGACAAAGAGCAAAUCAGCAGUAAAACGAGCUGAAUCCAAGUCGAGCUCUCAGUCAGACGAUCAGGUGCCUGCGCCCAAGGCUCCAGUUCAAGGUAAAACCAAAGCGGCUGCCCCCAAGAAAGCUACUGCUGCCAAGAAACCAGCUGCAUCCAAGAAGAAGGCUGCAGAUGUGAAGCAGCCAUCUAUCCUGGAUGCUCUCUCUAAACCCAAAACUUCAUCCAACACAGCUGCAGAGAAGGUCGUUUCAUUUAAUUCCAGUGACUCGGAAGGUGAAGUUAAACCUCCAGUUAAAAUGGCAAAGCCUGCCCUUAAACGGAAACAGGCCGUCAGCGAUGACUCCGACAGCAGCUCAGACAACCUCAUGUCUCGCCUUAAGGCCAAAACGACUGCCGGCAGCAAGAAAACAAAGAAGUGGGAAGAGGAUGACAGCUUCCGGCUUUCUGACCAGGAAGCAGCAGCUCCUGCAGAUGUGACAUCACGGGUGAAGCCCUCACGUGCCCGCAAACCUGUAACCUACAACCUGGACUCAGACUCCGACUUUUAAAUUUUAGCCCAUAGGUCAGUGUCCAGGUGUCAUUUUUUAGAUUUUUUAUCAAAGACCGGUUUUUUAGUAAGUUAUACAUAGAGCUUUUGCUAUGUGAGUUAUUUGGCUUCACUUUUAUUGCUUGAAGCAUGGUUACAUUUAGACUGGUGCUUAAAUGGACCAUUGAUCUCCAGUCUGUAUGGCCUAAAAAAUAUUUUAGAGAAAAAAGCAUAGAAAAAAGAAAUCAUCUUAUAGUGUUGGAUGCCUGGGCCUGGUUAUACCUGUGUGCAAGUCAAGUUUUAUUCUAUGAAGUUAUUCUUUGUCAUGUUUCUUGAAAUUUCCUCUUAUGAUCUAUUUGUGUUUUGUCAUGUCCUGUAAAUAUUUCAAUGGCUGUUCAUUUUAAUAUGUUUAACAAAUAAAGCUAACAUGUUUCUACA